Molecule: messenger RNA, 423 nt
Organism: Lactuca saligna
Lineage: Eukaryota; Viridiplantae; Streptophyta; Magnoliopsida; Asterales; Asteraceae
Source: the annotation of a GenBank genome assembly
AUGGAAGAACUUGAAUUUGCAAAGGUGCACAACUCAACAAUCUUUCUUAAAAAUCCUCCAGCUGCUCACAAUGAUCUAAAAUUCAUUGUUGAUGGUCUUAAGAAAUGUUGUCUGGUUCAUGCUUUGACGACUAGUCCAGUGACUUAUCAGAACUUGAUCAAAGACUUUUGGAGAAGUGCAAUCUUCACGGAAGAUGACAAUGAAGAAAAGUAUCUUCAAGAAACUAUACACGGAAAGAAGAUUCUGAUCUCAGAAAGUGUUAUUCGGGAAUCACUUCAAAUCAAUGACAGGACUGAGUAUUCUAUGGAAAUUGAAGUGUAUCAAACUCAAGACGUUCUGCACCACAUGGAGUAUGAAGGAUCAUUUCAUCCUUACAUCAAGAAACUACUUCCUCCUUGCUGCACCACAUGUAAAUGUUCAUGA